This is a messenger RNA of Panicum hallii, 2150 nucleotides long. Its product is annotated as protein SUPPRESSOR OF GENE SILENCING 3 homolog. The record is from RefSeq and is a predicted model, not a curated record. The transcript is spliced from 6 exons. Lineage: Eukaryota; Viridiplantae; Streptophyta; Magnoliopsida; Poales; Poaceae. Gene Ontology annotation, biological process: regulatory ncRNA-mediated gene silencing; defense response to virus. The coding region runs from base 86 to 1882 and encodes 598 amino acids.
CGGCGUCUCGCCUCACUCCCCCAUCUCUAAAACGUAAAACCCCACUACGCCAAGGAGGGGAGGGGGAGGAGCGCGCUAUCGAUAGAUGUCUGGCUCCGGCGAUCGCCGCGGCGGCGGGCCUCCUUGCUCCGAUGGCGGCUGGGAAACCAUUGGUAAGAAGUCAAAGAAACCAGGGCAAGCAGCUGGGAGACAGUGGGCACCAUGGGGUUCCACAAAUGCUGCACCUAACACAGCAAGGUCAGCAAUGGGUGGCAAUGGUUCCUCACAACCUUUUGGAACCAGUCAGGCUAAAUCUUCACAUUAUGGUGCUGCUAACAGAGGCAACCCUAGGCCACCACCACAAACAAGGGCUAUGGAAAGAGAACUGCAAGCGCCACGCCCUAUUGUGACUCCACCUCUGGCAAAUGGUUGGCAGUGGCAGUCCAGGUCUCGCCCAUCUUGUUCUGAAGGUGAGAGGGAUGAUGUUCCUCCAUCUGGUUGUGACCCUGAGGUGGAGGAUGUCGAUGGUAAUUAUGCAUCAGAUGAUGAUGAUGAUUUGAGUGAUGAUAUCAGUGAUGAUGAUUCUGAUGCAAGUGAGAAAAGCUUUGAGACUCGAAAAAUGAACAAGUGGUUCAAAAGUUUCUUUGAAGUCUUGGAUGCAUUGAGUGUGGAUCAGAUAAAUGAACAGACUAGGCAAUGGCAUUGUCCAGCAUGCAAGAAUGGACCUGGGGCAAUUGACUGGUACAAAGGGCUGCAACCUUUGAUGACUCAUGCUAGAACAAAGGGUUCUACAAGGGUUAAGCUUCACCGAGAAUUGGCUGCAUUGCUGGAAGAGGAGCUAUCUCGCAGGGGUACUUCGGUGGUACCAGCUGGUGAACAGUUCGGGAAAUGGAAAGGACUGCGAGAAAGCACUGAUCGUGAGAUUGUGUGGCCACCAAUGGUUAUUGUCAUGAACACCUUAUUGGAAAAAGACGACGAUGAUAAGUGGAAGGGCAUGGGGAACCAAGAGCUCCUCGAUUAUUUUGGUGAAUAUGCUGCGACUAAAGCACGUCAUGCCUAUGGUCCUGCUGGGCACCGUGGGAUGAGUGUGUUAAUAUUUGAAAGCUCGGCUGUUGGCUAUAUGGAGGCGGAACGUCUGCAUAGGCACUUUAUUACGCAAGGUACAGACAGAAAUACAUGGCAGCUCCGCCGGGUUCCAUUUGUUCCUGGCGGGAAAAGACAGCUAUAUGGUUUCUUAGCAAACAGAGAGGAUAUGGAGACGUUCAAUAAACAUUGCCAAGGGAAAAGCCGUCUGAAGUACGAGAUGAGGUCUUACAAUGAGAUGGUGGUGAUACCAAUGAAACAGAUGAGUGAGGACAACCAGCAACUGAAUUAUCUGAAGAACAAGGUGGUUAAGACAGAGCAACGCUCUAAAGCAGUCGAAGAUACCUUGGGUGUUGUUACCCAGAGGCUUCGUGAGACUAUGGAAGAGAAUCAAUUUGUCAGAGAUAAAGCCAAAGAGAAGCACUUGGAGUAUGAGCAAGAGAUGAAAUACCAGGAGGAAUUUUUCCAUAAUCAAAUCGAGAGUCUUCACAAGAUCACAGAGGCCAAAGAAAAGGAGUUUGAAAAGUUGCUGCAGGAGGAGCGCUCAAAGGCUAGGCGCUUUGAUGUGGAUUCUGGAACUACCGAAGAUCGCAGGCUAAGGAAGGAACAUGUGCAGAAGUUCAUCGACGGCCAGGUUAAGGACGUGGCAGAGUUUGAGGCCGAACGGGAUGAGGUGAUCAAAGCCCACGAGGAGAAGAAGAUUAAGCUCAAGAAAGAGUACAUGGAGAAGGAGCUGGAGCUGGAGAAGGAGCUCGAUGCUGCCCUGACAGGCCUGAUGGAGAAGCACAAGCCGGACACCUUCCAGGCCUCUAGCUCGUGAAGAGCAAGCUCCCUUGGCUUACCUUGAGUCCCCUUCUCGGAGCAAUCUCUUAGAUGCUGAUGCUCCGGAAGGCAUAAACGAAUGCCUUAGACGUUCGGGAGAUGAUGCUAAAACUUGGUCCGCGUGCGUGAUCUGGAGACUUGAACCUGCGCAGCGUUAUAUGGCCCCCGUAGUAUAUCUCUAUCGUAGUGUAUGCAUCGAGCUUAUGAAAGACUGGGCAAGCUUGAGAAACUUCUACAUGGAAUAUGGUAUCUAGUUUAUCCUCUAU